UACCUCUCUCUCUCUCUCUCACGCGCGCACAAACUUCCCAUGUUCUUCCCCAGACAGAAUCAUCGACACACGCCAUGAAAUUCUCCAUUGUUGGUCUCUGUAUCUCCAACAGUUUUCGCAGAUCUACUCUAGUGCCUUUUUUUUAUAUAACCAUCACUUUCUUCUCCAGUAUCCGAUUCUGUUUUUGGUUCGAUCGGAUCGUUUCUGAAAUCUAAGUUGGGAUUCGCUUUCAUUUAUCAUCUCUUUGACCGCAACGUUUAUCUGGGUAUCCCUCAAGGUUUCCCUUUUUUUUUGCUCCUCCAACUUUCUGAUCAGUGGCCAUCGCAUCUCUUUUCGCCCAAUAUCAUCUUGUUCUCUGGUUCUGUGUUUUCACGUAGGGAGAGAGAGAUAUCUCAACCGAUCUUGCAUGGCUUCGGAAAAUAACAUUGGAAAAUCUUACAAGAGUGUUGAGAUGAGUGAAGCAGAGAAAAUGAAUGAAAUGGACUUGGGGGAAGAGGUCGAGUUCAGCAGCGUCAAGGGAAAAGAUGUCAAUUCGGGCUCGGAGAGGUCUCUGCAGUGGAGGCCAGUUUUUGGAGAAGCUUCCUCAACAUCCCAGAGGCCUUUGAAGAAGAUGCGGAGCCCUGAUCGCCAUAUCCCCUAUUAUCUCCAACACUCUUCUACUGCUUCUCAGCCGCCAUUUUCUUUCGGAGCAACUUCCUCUGUUUCACCUGUCUCUUCUUCUUCUUCUUCUUCUUCGAGGCUUGCUUUCCCCUUCGUCCUCGACCCAUCAAUUCAGCGCCCACAACGGUUAGGAUACGUGCCCGGCACCUGUUUUCACCCUCCCAACCUGCCAACCCAAAGCCGAGAGCAGAUGAUCUCGUUUGGUCCUCAACCGCACCAGAAUGCGAAUUUCCCGCCAUUUUCAAGCAUGGAUUCAUUUUCAAUGGCUCAGCAGCAGCAGUAUCUUCUUCAGUACUGGAGCGACACUCUGAACCUGAGCCCGAGAGGAAGGCUGAUGAUGAUGAGCAGGUUAGGACAAGAGGGUGGUCAUCUGACUCCGCUGAGGCAGUCCCUUCAGCCCUUCAGUGCCAGGAAGCUAUAUAGAGGAGUUAGGCAACGACACUGGGGAAAAUGGGUCGCCGAGAUCCGUCUGCCACGGAACAGGACGCGUCUCUGGCUUGGCACUUUCGACACAGCAGAAGCAGCAGCCUUGGCCUACGAUCGUGAGGCCUUCAAGCUCAGAGGGGAAAAUGCCAGGCUUAAUUUCCCUGAGCUUUUUAUCAAUAAUACUGAUAAAGAGAUUAACGCAACGACUGCAUCAAACUCUUCGCGCGAGAAACAGCCGGAACCACCGCCUCAAGUAAACCCUGCCUUGGCUAACGAAUCCAGAGUGGAUGAUCUUGACGAAGAGUCAGGGAUGGGAUCAAGGGAGGCCGCAGCGAACGAUGGGAGCAGCAUGGCUGGGGAAAUGGAGUGGGGAGAGAUGUCCGAGGCCUGGUUCAAGGCGAUUCCAGCGGGCUGGGGGCCUGGAAGUCCGGUUUGGGACGAUCUAGAUACGACCAGCAACCUUCUAUCGCAAUCUCAGUUUUCGUCUUCAAACCAUAAUCAACAUGAGCCCUGUGAUCCCCACCCAGACAGCCCUUCUUCUUGUCCUAUGAGGCCUUUCUUCUGGAAGGACCAAGACUGAAAAAGGUUUCUC
This is a messenger RNA of Tarenaya hassleriana, 1678 nucleotides long. RefSeq names its product ethylene-responsive transcription factor ERF054. The record is from RefSeq and is a predicted model, not a curated record. Gene Ontology annotation, molecular function: DNA binding; DNA-binding transcription factor activity. Gene Ontology annotation, biological process: regulation of DNA-templated transcription. NCBI's taxonomy places the organism in Eukaryota, Viridiplantae, Streptophyta, Magnoliopsida, Brassicales, Cleomaceae. The transcript has a single exon. Bases 407 to 1666 code for a protein of 419 amino acids.